Thalassophryne amazonica is the source of this 958-nucleotide messenger RNA. Its product is annotated as serine/threonine-protein kinase 19-like. The record is from RefSeq and is a predicted model, not a curated record. NCBI's taxonomy places the organism in Eukaryota, Metazoa, Chordata, Actinopteri, Batrachoidiformes, Batrachoididae. Gene Ontology annotation, biological process: positive regulation of Ras protein signal transduction; protein phosphorylation. Gene Ontology annotation, molecular function: protein serine/threonine kinase activity.
AUGAACAGAAAAAGGACUCUGAUUUCAGACACUUUGAUGGUGAAAAAACAAACUGACACAGUGAAGUUUGGAGUAGUCAGUGAUGUGGAAGGCCCAGCUGACAUCAGAUCGACUCUGGAGGACCUCAUGACCCUGUUCCCCCGAAAGGUCUUCAACGACACCUUACCUCCAAUAGUGCUGAAGCACCAGCUGUACAGUGUGCACAGAGACAAGACGAUGGUGGACAGAGAACUGAGUAAGCUGCGGGAUCAAAGAGAGGUGGUGAUGUUCCAGUUGGGGUUUGAUCCUGAAGCUUUUGGACUGGUUUUUCCUUCAGACUACAAGACCAAAGUGUUGGCAGGAGAGGAGGGCAGAGCCACGCGAGCGACUGUGGAGAGGUUCUUGGACAAAGUUUUGUCUUCUUUCACAGAUCUGAGCUACAGCAAAGAGAAGAUGCUCAGGGACUUCCUCUUCACAGACUCAGAGAUAACACAGCUGGUUGAAGUCAGGGUUUUGACAGUGAGGGACGCCGGCAGCUGGUGGCUUCCAUCCCAAACUCUGGCCAAUUCACCAAAUACUUCAUACAAGGUCAUAAAGCGGUUGCUCAGCAUUGAUUAAAAAGUCCAAAUACGGUGAAGUCUUAAAGGCAGACCUUGAGGAGAGGCGAACAACGACACAAGUAAAAUUCCCAUGAAGUCCCACAUCCAUGACAUUGUUGGUGCAGAGUGGUGAAGAGUAUACCAACAACUACAGGGACACUGUUACGGUUCGUUGACUCCUGAACUGCUGCAAUGAGGCUGACGCCAGCUUUUGGUCAAGGCGGUGACUGAAAAUGCCAAAUAUGGACAAAGAUUAGUUUGUAUCCAAACUGUUCAUGUAAAGUGUGCCAACUAUGAGUAAAACCUUGUGGGUUUAUGGUUUACCAGUUAUGCUGACAUAAAUGUUAAGUUUUAACUUGUAAUAAAACUUAUCUGAAACA